Drosophila eugracilis is the source of this 555-nucleotide messenger RNA. RefSeq names its product C-type lectin 37Da-like. Gene Ontology annotation, molecular function: carbohydrate binding. Gene Ontology annotation, cellular component: external side of plasma membrane. The record is from RefSeq and is a predicted model, not a curated record. NCBI's taxonomy places the organism in Eukaryota, Metazoa, Arthropoda, Insecta, Diptera, Drosophilidae. Gene Ontology annotation, biological process: biological process involved in interspecies interaction between organisms. Bases 1 to 555 code for a protein of 184 amino acids. The transcript is spliced from 2 exons.
AUGUUCCAAAUGAUGGUGCCGAUGAUGGGACUUGUCUCAAAAUCGCUACCUCAAGGCACCCUGCUGAUCUCUGACUCAAGGAAGCCAAGAAACCCAAACAAGUUAGCCAUCAACUUGAGCCCCUUUAUUGAGAUCAACGAGGGAUACUAUUACUUUGGUCAGGAGAAAGUGAACUGGCAUGUAGCCUAUGAGAACUGCCGCAAGUUGGGCUCAGACCUGGUGACCUUCGAAACACCCCAGGAGUUUGACGCUGUGGCUGGGCAUUUGAAAAGCAAGGGAGAGCGCUCCGAUCACUGGACAUCUGGCAAUGAUCUGGGAAAAACAGCCAACUACAAUUGGUUUACCAACGGUCAGCCCAUAACCACAAAUAGGUGGGCCCCCAGGCAACCGGACAAUGCUGGCGGAAUAGAGCAUUGCGUACAUCUCGGCUAUGUUUAUGAGACUUCUACGGAUAUCGAACUGAACGAUCGUCCCUGCAAUGAUGGAAGAAGCCUUUACAAAUAUGUUUGUGAGGCUCCAAAGCUAGAAACUAUAUCUAUUGUAGUUUGGAAGUAA